AUCAUUGCAUUAGAAUAGUUGAAAUUGAAUCUGAAAGUGGUAAUUUUCUAUUCGAUCGGUUUUAUGGUCCCAUAAGAAUAAUUCACAAGGAUUUCUAACGAACUAUAAAGUUCCUUUUCAAAGGAAAAACAAAAUAAAAUGACCAAGGAGAAACAAACAUAAGUUGGAAAAUGUCAAAUUUAUAGAAGAACAAUGGCAUGCAUGCAAGAGCAUUCAAUUUACUACAUGUUUAACUACAUGUUACUUGCAUAACAGGAAAAAUUUAUACAGUUAUUAAAUCUACGUUAUCUGAUAAAUAAGGAAUAAACAAGAAACCGUUAUACAUAAUUCGGAUUUCAUGAUGAUUCGAAUGCGAUAAUUCUUUGAACUUGAAUCCCACGUGACGCUUCAAUUUGACGAAAAAGUCGCUCUAUGAAGAAGAAGCGUUUCCAUUUUAAAAUUAACACAAAGCUGAUCAAAAUUUAUCCUAGUAGAAAAACGGCGGAAGGAUUGUUGAUCGCUUCUGACUACAUCCUCGAUCAGAAGGCCAUCCUCAUCAUAUCGCUUACAUCGUCCUUCGAUAUGCAAGAGAGUUGGCAUUCGUGAAGACGAGAAAGCUGAACAACGAGCGGGUCCGAUCAAAAUGGCAGUUUCCGAACACAUGGAGAACGGGAAAAGGAAUGAUGACAAAACAUCAGUUACGGAUGAAGAAGUAUAUAUUUCUAAACUUCGACAAGCAAUACCACAAUGUUGCGCAGUUGGCGCUAAAAAUUUACUCCUGAUUACUUUUGGUACAACCUUGGGAUUCUCAACUAUCCUUAUCCCAGCGUUACAAAAGGAGGAUUCGGACAUCAAAGUCACGAUGGAGGAAUUAACAUGGAUCAGCAGCCUGAACUUAUUUCUCGUGCCAUUUGGCUGCUUAGUGAGUGGACCGGUGUCACAGUAUUUGGGUAGAAAACGAACCAUGAUGCUGGCAAAUAUACCGUUCGUCGUGGCCUGGCUGAUAUAUCACUAUUCCAGCAAUCCCGGGAUGUUGCUUGCGGCGCUCGCGAUAACGGGCCUGACAGGAGGCCUCCUCGAAGGUCCAGUUAUAACUUAUGUCGCUGAGGUGACGCAACCCUAUCUUCGAGGAAUGCUCUCUGCGACUUCCUCGAUGGCGGUGAUCCUGGGGAUCUUCACACAAAUGUUGAGCGGCAGUUUAGUCCACUGGAGAACGGUGGCGCUAAUCAAUCUGAUUUAUCCGAUUCUUUGUUUUCUCGCUUUAUGCUUGGUACCCGAGAGUCCACACUGGCUCGCCGUUAAGGGUCGUCUCAAAGAAUCAGAACACGCUCUCUGUUGGUUGCGGGGUUGGGUAAACCCGUCUUAUGUGCAUAAUGAAUUUGGAGCGCUUUGCGAGGCGAUUCAGAAGCCGACCAAUAAUACCGGCUCUGAAAAAGAAAAGAUUUGGCAAGCCUAUACGGAACGAACUUUCUACAAGCCUUUCUUUUUGGUCAGCGCGGCAUUCUUUAUCAGUAACUUCGGUGGCUGUACGACCCUGCAGACUUUCGCCGUUAUAAUAUUCGCGAAAUUGAAUGCACCAAUCGACAAAUACACUGCCACGGUAUUCCUGGGCAUAGCUCAGUUAAUAGGCAUCACAAUAUGCGUACUAACGAUCCACCUUAUGGGAAAACGCAAGCUGUCCUUCCUUUCGGUCGGUGGUACCGGAUUAUGCUUCCUCAUUACCGCUAUCUAUGGUUAUUUAAACAAUGCAGAUUAUUUGGACGGGAUUAAAUACAGCUGGAUACCUACUACCUUUAUGAUAGGCGGUGCUUUCACGGCAAACAUUUGCAUCAGGACGCUGCCUUGGAUUCUCGCUGGAGAGGUGUUUCCCGUAAAAGUACGCAGCAGCGCAACCGGUGCGGCUGGUAUGAUUGCCUAUAUCAUGGCGUCGAUCGCGAAUAAAACCUUCCUCUACAUGGAGAACAGCAUGUCGCUACCCGGGACGAUUUUCUUCUACUCUAUGAUCAAUCUUGUUGGUUUGUGUCUACUAUUCGCGAUAUUACCUGAGACCGAGGGUAGGACUUUACAAGAAAUCGAGGAGCAUUAUGCCGGUAUACAGAACUUGAAGAAUCGACCGAGGAAGGAGCAAAAGGCCACCAAGGAAAAAUGGGCUGUCGAAAAUCCAGCAAUCGUACACGAUGAGAGUACCGAAAGUAAAUUGUAGGUCGAAAAUCGGUUAGCAACUCUUUUUUGCGAAUUAAACUACAUUAUUAAAUACCUACAUUACUGCAUUUUAAAAUAAAAUUAUCUCAUAAAAAAUAUAUUCUACACACAAACAACGUUAUG
This is a messenger RNA of Trachymyrmex cornetzi, 2304 nucleotides long. RefSeq names its product facilitated trehalose transporter Tret1. The record is from RefSeq and is a predicted model, not a curated record. Bases 623 to 2182 code for a protein of 519 amino acids. The transcript is spliced from 6 exons. Gene Ontology annotation, cellular component: membrane. Gene Ontology annotation, molecular function: transmembrane transporter activity. Gene Ontology annotation, biological process: transmembrane transport. NCBI's taxonomy places the organism in Eukaryota, Metazoa, Arthropoda, Insecta, Hymenoptera, Formicidae.